Messenger RNA from Prunus armeniaca (apricot), 426 nucleotides. The record is from the annotation of a GenBank genome assembly. Lineage: Eukaryota; Viridiplantae; Streptophyta; Magnoliopsida; Rosales; Rosaceae.
AUGGAUGGAAAUCGAAGAUAUGCUAAAAAGCGGAAGUUGAAGGAAGGGGAUGGACAUAGGGUUGGGUUUUUGGUUCUGAUGUCCAUGCUCAAGUAUUGUUAUGAGUUGGGAGUCAGAUAUGUGACUAUAUAUGCCUUUAGUAUUGAUAAUUUCAAAAGGGACCCUGAAGAAGUUCAAUCCUUGAUGGACCUGAUACAGGAGAAAAUAGAAGGGUUAAUCAAGGAAGAAAGCAUAGUUAACCGCUAUGGAAUUAAGGUACACUUUAUAGGGAACCUAAAACUCUUGAGUGAACCUGUUAGGUUGGCAGCUGAGAGGGCUAUGGAGGCCACUGCCAACAACUCCAGAGGAGUUCUGUCAAUAUGUAUUGCCUACACUUCCACUGAUGAGAUUGCGCAUGCUGUUCAAGAAUCGUGCAAAGAAAAAUAA